Molecule: messenger RNA, 1465 nt
Organism: Xenia sp. Carnegie-2017
Lineage: Eukaryota; Metazoa; Cnidaria; Anthozoa; Malacalcyonacea; Xeniidae
Product: B-cell lymphoma 3 protein homolog
Exons: 7
Coding region: 204-1298 (364 amino acids)
Molecular function (GO): protein binding
Source: RefSeq, a predicted model, not a curated record
CUGCAACUCAAGGAAGCUCUUUUCCAGAAAAUAUAUCAAUUGAGAUGCGAGUCGUUUCAUACUGAAUACAAAGUUUCACAACCAAGGAUGAAAACCACUGGUGACUGGACAUCAAAUGCAAAAACGUUUUGUGUAAUAUUGAAAGCAAAGUGUAUGACAGAUUACUUUCAUUUUUUCAGAAUUACAGAUUCUUACACAUCGCGAUGAAGCCCGACAGAAGAUCGACAACAAAAAAUUUUGAACUGUUCAACUCGUUCAAAAGUGAUUUUGAACAACGAAAUCUAGUAAAAUCAAUGAGUGACAUCGACCACGCCAUUUUUAAGAGUGAAAUCGACAAAGUUAUAAAUAACAAGAGAAAAAGAAACGAUAUUGGGAACAUCGGAAAGUCUAAAGAAUCAAAGCCAGAGAGAAUGAGUAAAACAGAUCAAUUAAAGAGUAAAAAUAACUGCGAAGAUCCAAAAAUAAUCCAUGAAGAUUACACAGUAGCUUUGGAGAAUGAACAUUCGGAAAAACUGAACGAAAAGAUUGACUCGAAUAUACUUCCACAGCUAAUGAAAAAGGAUAUCGACGGAGACACCCCACUACACCUCCUCAUCGUGCAUAAGGAAACAGAAAAAAGCAAAUCAGUGAUUCGACUUCUCACAGGAAAAACGGACAUACCAAACAAAUUGCGACAGACGCCUUUGCACCUCUCUGUCCUAACAUGUCAACCAAGUCUAGUUACUUUUCUAAUUUUCCACGGCGCGAGCGUUAAUAUUGUGGACAGAAACGGUCAAACAGCGAUGCAUCUAGCUGUAAAGAAUGCUGAUGUCGAAUGCGUAGAGGCGAUCAAACAAGCGACUGCAUCACAAAGAUAUUCUCCAUACUAUGUUCAGGAAAGACCCGACUUGAAAUUGAAAAACUUCAAAGGUGAAACCGUUUUUCACUUGGCAGUUCGAUCAGGAAGUCAGAAAAUCAGCAAGAUAAUAUUGGACAUGGGUGCGGACAUAGAUAUCAAGGAUGGAACGUGCGGCCGGACAGGACUACAUCUCGCUGUGGAGUCACAUAAUAUCAACAUGAUUAGUUUCCUUCUAAAGAAUGGCGCAAAUAUCGAUGCAGUUACAUUCGCCGGAAACACCGCACUGCAUUUGGCCAGCGGUCAUCACAUGGACCAGGUGGUAGAGCUUCUGGUGGGGAAUGGAGCGAAUGCAAAAAUCAAAAAUUGCGAAGGAGACUUUGCAUUAUAUCCCAGGGUUAUACAAAGUUGGCAUUUGAUGAAAAGAAAAAAUGAAAAAGACACUUUGAAACGGAGGAACUGAAUUCACCCCUUUUUCCUAAUUCAAACUAUAAAUCAUUUUAUUGAUAUGCAAGUAUAGAAUAUUUGCCAUUGUUUAAAUUUUAUUUAUUUAAUUGCACAUGUAAAAAACUUACUUUAAAUUCAUGAAUAGUUCAGUUCUGUUAUUUAAAUUGCAACCCGACAACGUUA